Messenger RNA from Chaetomium globosum CBS 148.51, 747 nucleotides. RefSeq lists its product as uncharacterized. NCBI's taxonomy places the organism in Eukaryota, Fungi, Ascomycota, Sordariomycetes, Sordariales, Chaetomiaceae. The record is from RefSeq and is a predicted model, not a curated record. Bases 1 to 747 code for a protein of 248 amino acids. The transcript is spliced from 2 exons.
AUGGGCGCCAGGUUUAGCAAAGUUAGCUGCACCUGCACGAUCGACUGCCAUCAACCUGGUGUCGUGCACGACCACAGCAAUGGAGUCGGUCCCUGCCAGCGAUGCAAUCAGUUGCGCCGUCUGCGUGCGGGAGCCCAGUCGCGCGCCUCUGCUGCAAGCACCAGCACCGAGUACCUGGCGCGUCCGCGAUACCACACCUCCCCAAGCCCAGACCCUGAUCUAGCUCGCCGCCUCAUCCCCCACCCCCGCAGCACCCUCGCCCAUCCGCAGCGACGCGCCCGCCACCGCCGCCGCGCCGUCUCCCUCCCCUCCUUCGUCAGCACCACCACCAGCGGCCUAACCUCGAGCUCCAACCCAGCCCCCAGAACCCCCAGCCUGCGCCUCACCCCGAGCCCCAUCCCCAGCCCUACCCCAAGCCCUGCCCCAAGCACCAGCGGCUCGCUGUCUAUCCUCUCCAACCUCACCAUCCCCGGCGCCCGCGCGCGACGCAACACGGUCGCUGCUGGGUUUGUGGUUGCUGGCCAGAGCAGUGUUGGCUAUGCCAAUGCCAAUCGUGGUGGUGGAGGACCCAGCGCGAGCGCUGCUGCCGCUGCCAUCGAGGCUAGCGCGCCCACCGCGUCGAAUAUCUCGCAGUCGAGCACGGCUAUGUGGCGCGGGACGGAGGGGGCUGGGCCGAUGGUUGUUUAUACCGGGGAGGGGGGGGAAGGUGAGGAGGAGGAGCAGAGUGACUGGGGCUUUUGGGCUUAG